Solanum pennellii is the source of this 996-nucleotide messenger RNA. RefSeq names its product ras GTPase-activating protein-binding protein 2-like. Gene Ontology annotation, cellular component: cytosol; ribonucleoprotein complex. Gene Ontology annotation, molecular function: mRNA binding. The record is from RefSeq and is a predicted model, not a curated record. The coding region runs from base 1 to 996 and encodes 331 amino acids. NCBI's taxonomy places the organism in Eukaryota, Viridiplantae, Streptophyta, Magnoliopsida, Solanales, Solanaceae. The transcript has 7 exons.
AUGAUUGAGCAGAAUAUCAACACUUUGAUAUGUUCAUUGGACUACAAGAACUACAAGGCCGAAAUAAGGACUGCAGAUGCACAAGAUUCCUUCAAGGAUGGGGUGGUUGUUUUGGUGACUGGAUGCUUAACCGGAAGGGAUAAGUUAAAAAGGAAAUUCGCCCAGACAUUUUUCCUUGCUCCGCAGGACAAGGGUUAUUUUGUGUUGAAUGAUGUUUUUAGGUAUGUCGAAGAUAAUGAGAUUGAUACCGUUUCAGAAGUGCUUAAUGGAACUGAGGAUGUGCAGUCAGAGGUUCUGACCCCUGAUCCAGAACCUACUCAUGUGGUUGAUCCUCCAAAUCUCGACCAAGCUGGCUCACCUGCAGAAGAAGUUCUUCAUGUUGAGGAAAAAGCCAAUGACUCUUCGGUAGAUGGGAGGCAAGUUGCAGAUGAAAGAGAGAUUGUUGUGGAAACUGGAUCCUAUUUCAACGAGGACCAGCACCCUACAAAUACAGAAUUAGCUAAUUUUGUUUCCCAAGAGGAUGCUCCAAAGAAGUCUGGAAUCGAUGUACCUGAAGCUAAUGAUGCUGAAGAUGAAGCUGAGGGAUACUCUAUUUAUGUCCGAAAUUUGCCUCUAGAUGUUACUGUAGCCCAACUUGAAGCUGAAUUUAAGACAUAUGGGCCUAUUAAGCAAGGAGGUGUACAACAACAAGGAUUCUGCUUUGGCUUUGUUGAAUUUGAAGAUAUGAGCUCCAUGAACAGUGCAAUACAGGCUUCACCUAUUAUCAUGGGGGCUCGUCAAGUUGUUAUCGAGAUGAAGCGAACAACAACUAUAGUUGGUAACAUUAGAGGCCGUUUCUCUCCUAGAAGAGGAGUAUUCCAAAAUGAAAAUUUCAGGGUCCGCGGAAUCUUUGGUGGAGGUCUGAGCUACAGGAGAAGUGAAUUUGGAGGACGCAAUUUUUCAGGGUGUGGUAGGGUUCCAGGUGGACGUGGUGGUGAAAGCUAUCAAUGGCCCUAG